Molecule: messenger RNA, 1617 nt
Organism: Pseudogymnoascus destructans
Lineage: Eukaryota; Fungi; Ascomycota; Leotiomycetes; Thelebolales; Thelebolaceae
Exons: 2
Coding region: 111-818 (235 amino acids)
Biological process (GO): mRNA splicing, via spliceosome
Cellular component (GO): U4/U6 x U5 tri-snRNP complex; spliceosomal complex
Molecular function (GO): nucleic acid binding; zinc ion binding
Source: RefSeq, a predicted model, not a curated record
CAUCGCGGUUCCAUAAACGGAGCAAGAGUCGAACAACUACUCUGCUCACCCUCUCUCAACUACCUCAACUAAUCCAUCACCUCCCUCGAUCGCACCAAACGCCACCCACAAUGACAGAACGCAAAGGCGCCUACGGCACCGCCGCCUCCGACACCGACUUCCGCAAAAAAUACGACCGCGCCGAAUACGCCGAAAAGGCGCGCGUCCGCGAGGCCGCCGAGAAAGAAGAAGGCAAGCUCCGCUACGAAGCCAAGCUCGCGGGGAAGAAAUACUACGCCCCUCUCACCGGCGACGAGACUCUCACGGAGGCGCGAAAGAGCAGGCUGGAUGUUGCAGGGAAUGUUGGGAAGAUUAGUCUGUUGCCGGCGGGGGCGGCGACGGGGAAGAGGGGGAGGGGAGGGGGGUUUUGGUGUGAGGCUUGUGAUUUGACUUUUAAGGAUAAUUUGCAGUGGGUUGAGCAUGAGAAUAGUAUGCAGCAUCUCCGCGCGAUCGGCCAAACAGGUGAGGUCAAGCGCGCGAGCGCAGAGGAUGUACACGAGCUAAUCGAGCGCAUCUGGGCUAAGAUGGAAGAAGAGCGCAAAGGGGACGUGAAGACGCUUCGAGAACGGCUCGAGGGGCGCGCGGAGGAAGAGGAGAAGGUGAGAGAGGAACGGAGGAAGAAGAGGCGGGAGCUAGCGCAGAAGAGGAGGGAGGAGAGGGAGAAGGAGAUCAAGGUUAAGUCGGAGUAUGAUGAGGAUAUUAGGGUGGAGGGGGAGCAUGAUGUCGAGGAUAUGGCGGCGAUGAUGGGCUUUGGGGGGUUUGGGACUUCGAAGAAGUAGGGCUAAGGGAAAGGCUAAUUUGGGAUAUUUAGCGCUGGCGUUGGAGGGUUGUGAUAUUGGGAAUUUAAAAUGACUCUUUAAAGAGUAGAGAAGAAGGAUUUUACGCAAGGCUGGGGUGCAUGUUUGUGGUUGGUGAUAUAUUAUCUGGGCCGAGCCACACGAGGCUGCCUGUCCAUGUUGGAAGUGCCGACUUGGGCAAUCCCACAAUGCUCCCAGCCUUCUUAUCCCAUUGCUUCAGUUUCACUUUUAUUGUUUUUUGCAUGCCCAAUAGCGAGAAUGAAUGCGCGGGCUGUGCUUGGCUUGCAGAAUGGCCAUGCAAUAGGGGAUGCAGAUUCCAAGGACCUUGGUGUAGGUGCAAGGCUGAUUGGCGAAUGCACUUGGUCGGAUGCAAUGCACCACACCAUCUGCAAUCGGUAUGCUGGACAAAUACUGGACAAAUCGUGAUUGCUGAGCCUCUUAUGGUGAGAUAAAGCCGGGAUGGGUAGCUGUCAUUUGGGACGGUUGGUCGGGAACUCGAAAUCCCAACUCAACAAGUCGACAAAUGGGCCCCUUGAGCGUCUUGGGCCCUGCUGGGAGUCUGGGGGACCUAAUCAGUGCAACAGGAAAGUUAUCUAGGCAGCUUCAUCGACUCGCGAAACGGGUUAGAACGGCGGGAGAGGAUAUUCACCUGUUUGCUUGUAUGCUAUCGAUGUUUUUAUUUGCUUCGGAUCGGGCAUGAGUUUACAUCCUUCAACACUAUUCAAGUGGGACUGAACUACUCACACUCUCGAUAGUGAAGGAAAAGGAUUUUUUGAGGGAU